AGAAUAUUAUUAUUCGGACUGUAGCAGCUCUACAGCAAGUGGCAGCCUGCAAGACGAAGUUUUCACGAGAUGACAAACUGGCUUCCCUAUCAAUUUUUAUCGAUCCGUUGUAUACUUUCCUCCCAGUGGAUUCUUUCGCUGUAUUGAAGCGUGUUUUCCCUUGGCAAAUUGCACAUACUUUCCAGCAGCGCUGAGUAGUUCCGUCGACCGAGCCAGUGCUGGAAGCUGGGUGACAUGGAAAAAUUAUCUUGCUGAAGCUUCUCAGUGCUUCUGCAGCUCUGCUUUUCGUUUCUCGAAUUACAGAGUAUCUUCUACGAUUAACUUGAAGAUUGACUCAUCGGCAUAGCCAAUUUCUGUGAAAUGUUUGGGCAGUAAUUAACGUUGUUUACUUGCUUGUCUACUGGGAUUGUCUACAGCGGACUGCGGGAACAGUUAACUUUCUCGGACAUCGAAACAUUAGUGGGAAUAUCGUCAGUCUGAAACUCGGAUAAUCCAUCAUCAUGCCGAAAAACAAAACCAAAUCCAAACGCAUCAAAGCGGUAUCCCAGAAAGUCAAGCUUUUCAGGGCAAAAGAGCCGCUGAUCAGCGUGUUUAUGUGGGGCAUUAAUAGCACGAUUAAUGAAUUGACCCAUGUGAAUAUUCCGCCGAUGCUGAUGCCGGAUGAUUUCAAAGCCUACAACAAAAUCAAGAUUGAUCGACAGUACUUUAACAAGGAUAACAUGCCUAGUCACUUCAAAGUUAAGGAAUACUGUCCGUUGGUAUUUCGUAAUUUGCGGGAGCGUUUCCGCGUCACGGACAGCCAAUACAUGCUAUCCCUUACCGGAUCUGAGCCGGUUAUGAAGGAGGAUAGUGGAUCAACGUACUAUCUCACGGGCGAUAAGCGUUUCAUUAUUAAAACCCUAACGCGGGAGGAAGUGGAAGAGAUGCAUCAUAUUCUCAAACAUUACCAUGAGUAUGUGGUGGAAUAUCACAGCAAAACCCUGCUUCCGCAGUACUUUGGCGCCUAUCGAUUGACCGUGGAGAAACAGGAGAGCUAUGUGGUGGUGAUGCGCAAUGUUUUCAGUCAUCCGUUGCGUGUACAUCGGAAAUAUGAUCUGAAGGGUUCAACCGUCCAGCGUGAAGCCAGUGAAAAGGAGAAAUCCAAAGAACUUCCCACCUUCAAGGACAACGAUUUCGUCUCGGAAGGUCACAAAAUGUACAUUGGCAAUGAGAACAAGGCGGAAUUAUUGGAGAUCAUACGGCGUGACGUGGAAUUCCUAUCAAAGAACAAUCUGAUGGACUACCGACUUCUCUUGGGUGUUCAUGAUGCCGAUCAAGGUGGUAAUGCCUCCGGGGUGGAUGAUGAAUCCGAGGAGACCGGCGGCGAGACUGACUCCGUUAACAGUGAUAAUAGUCCGCCGGAGAGCCCGGGGAUUGUUAAUUCCGAGAAUAAGGAUCCCAAUGCGCCUUCACUGUUUGCACAUCCGGUGGAAAUCAUCUCCAUACCUUCGUCUGACAAUGCACCAAAGAAAUCAAUAUAUUUCGUGGCCAUAAUCGACAUAUUGACGCACUACGGAAUGAAGAAACGCACUGCACAAGCCGCCAAGACAGUGAAGCACGGAUCCCAUGCUCAGAUUUCCACAAUUCCUCCGGAUCAGUAUGCGAAGCGAUUUUUGGAUUUCAUGGAGAAUAUUAUUGUAUAAAGGAACACUGUGCAAAAGGGACACAAAGUGACGUUGGUUGGUUGACGUCUGAGUUAUUGUUUUCACAUUGACAUAAAAAGUGGUUUUUCUCUGUAAUUGGUUUUUUUGUGUUGAUAGAAUGUGGUUGUAUACAGAUUAUGCUCUCUCUCUUGUGACGAAUUUUACUUCCAGUGCGGUAUGCCUGUUAAUUCCGUUGUGAGUUGUAUACUCGAAGUGGGAGCAUCUCUGGUUUUUUGUUUCUUGUGCUACGAGCGCCGACACGGUUAUUGUGGCUGUUCGUACAUCCAUGCAAGUUAUGAUUUUUACUUAUGAAUUAGCUUUUAAUGAUCGUUUUAGCCGCACCAUGGGUGCUUUUUUACCCAGAUCCUGAGAAUGCAAACUGGAGUGCUUAUGACACAAUAAAUUUAUUACGGUU
This is a messenger RNA of Paramacrobiotus metropolitanus, 2097 nucleotides long. RefSeq names its product phosphatidylinositol 5-phosphate 4-kinase type-2 alpha-like. The record is from RefSeq and is a predicted model, not a curated record. The coding region runs from base 501 to 1682 and encodes 393 amino acids. Gene Ontology annotation, biological process: phosphatidylinositol metabolic process. NCBI's taxonomy places the organism in Eukaryota, Metazoa, Tardigrada, Eutardigrada, Parachela, Macrobiotidae. Gene Ontology annotation, molecular function: phosphatidylinositol kinase activity. The transcript has 10 exons.